Messenger RNA from Hymenoscyphus albidus, 927 nucleotides. The record is from the annotation of a GenBank genome assembly. NCBI's taxonomy places the organism in Eukaryota, Fungi, Ascomycota, Leotiomycetes, Helotiales, Helotiaceae.
AUGGCACAGAAGCUUUGGUUCGUUAUGAAGGAGUCUGGUUGGAACCUUUUCCAUAUCCGUCGUGCUGGCACAGUAGGAGUCGACUUACCAUUUGAGCUGGUAAAAUUUGGUCCUUUGGGUACUCGUGAAAGCUUGGCAGAUAUAAAGAGGGGCGAUCUUGUAGCCAUUGGUACUCUCAAAAACCCGGAAAAUUAUGACUAUGUCCGUUUCUGUGCCGAAGUAUUUCCAAACCAGCAAGAUCGAGAGGCAUUCUUAAGUCUUGCGGGGGGUGAAUCGUCGGCGAUAAGAUUCAUGGGUGAAUUCAUCGAGGGUUUUCUGAAGGAGAUUGUCAAGAAGACAGAGAAAAUUCGACACCGUCCAAAGGGGACGAGGCGUAGGACAACAUUUACACCAUGUUGCACUCGCAUGUUUCGCCGGUAUCCCAGACUAACUAAUCUGCUGCAAAGGUUAGACAAGCCCUAUCAUGUCGUUCUGAAAGUUACUCUAAAUUCUGAGGAGGAGUUCGCCAUCGAUCUCGCAGGCGCACAAUAUGGACAUCAUCAACCCGUUAUCCCUUGGGAUGAGUUUCAACGGACCAGGGUCCUUGAAAUAACUUCUACCAUUCCACCGCGGACACCACAUGGUCUGUUGAAAGUAGACGACUACAGAAUGGAUGCCAUGCUAAAACAAAACGUUAAAAUAAACAGACACGGCUCAAAAGAUUUUGAACUCGAAGCACUAGCUAUGUUGAUGCGUCUUUGGCAGUCAAAAAACCUAGGUUUCAGAGACCUUUGGAAUCUACCAAUGGAUGAAUUCGUGCGGCGAAAUAGGGAGCUUGUUGACUUCGUUCACUGGAACUUUAAUCAUCCGUCUUUAGGCACAGGAACUGCUCGUGGAAAGUUGCUUCGAGAUUUAUAUCCGAAUGUUUGGCCACACUACAAAACCUAA